Ficedula albicollis (Collared flycatcher) is the source of this 3015-nucleotide messenger RNA. It is a transcript of the gene MAP3K3, whose product is annotated as mitogen-activated protein kinase kinase kinase 3. Bases 45 to 1964 code for a protein of 639 amino acids. Gene Ontology annotation, biological process: protein phosphorylation. NCBI's taxonomy places the organism in Eukaryota, Metazoa, Chordata, Aves, Passeriformes, Muscicapidae. Gene Ontology annotation, molecular function: protein kinase activity; protein binding; ATP binding. The transcript is spliced from 18 exons. The record is from RefSeq and is a predicted model, not a curated record.
AGCUUUGCUGUUGUGGUGACGAGCAAGAGGCCUUGAAGUCCAUCAUGAAGGACCUGGUGGCCCUGCAGAUGGGCAGGCGGCACCGGCUGCCGGGCUACGACUCCAUGAAGAGCAAAGAGCCUGCUCACUCCAACAAGCAGAAAAAACACCAUGCCAGCAGUCCCCCCCUCUUGGGCAGCCCUGCAAUAAUGAACCAGUGUGCCUCUGCAGUGGAAGAAAAGAAAAUUCCGAAUGAUGUCAGGAUCAAGUUUGAACAUAAUGGGGAGAGAAGGAUUAUCCCGUUUGUCCGCCCCGUGCGCUACGAAGACGUGCAGCAGAAAGUGAAAACAGCCUUUGGGCAGCCCCUGGACCUGCACUACAUGAACAACGAGCUCUCUAUUCCUUUGAAAAACCAAGAUGACCUGGACAAAGCUGUGGAUCUCUUAGACCGGAGCUCCAAUGUGAAAAGCCUGAGGAUCCUGCUGCUGUCCCAGGACAGGAACCAUAGCAGUUCUUCACCCCAUUCUGGGCUGCCCAAGCAGGUCAGGAUUAAAACUUCCCAGUCUGUGGGGGAUGUGAGCACACCCUACCAGCAGCCAGAACCCAGAAGCAGGCAUCUGUCUGUCAGCGCGCAGAGCACCGGCCGCAGCUCGCCCCCGCCCGGCUACGUCCCCGAGCGGCAGCAGCGCAUCGCGCGCCAGGGCUCCUACACCAGCAUCCACAGCGAGGGCGAGUUCAUCCCCGAGACCAGCGAGCAGUGCAUGUUGGACCCUCUAAGCAGUGCUGAAAACUCGGUGUCAGGAAGCUGCCAGUCCUUGGACAGCCCUUCUUUUCGGAAGUCACGGAUGUCGAGGGCACAGAGCUUUCCUGACAACAGGCAGGAGUUCUCAGACCGUGAGAAUCAGAUCCACGACAAGGCGGGCAAGGGUGGGACGUACCCGCGGCGCUACAACGUGUCCGUGCAGCACAAGGACUACAGCGACGGGCGGAGGACGUUUCCCCGGAUCCGCCGCCACCAAGGCAAUCUGUUCACACUGGUGCCUUCGAGCCGUUCCCUGAGCAGCAACGGGGAGAGCCUGGGGCUGGCGCUGCAGUGCCUGGAGCCGCGCGGGCGCCUGCGCAGCGCCGACAGCGAGAGCGCGCUGGAGAGGAGCCUGCCCACCAAGUCUCCCAGCGCUCCCAUGAACUGGCGCCGGGGGAAGCUGCUGGGCCAGGGCGCCUUCGGCCGCGUGUACCUGUGCUACGACGUGGACACGGGCAGGGAGCUGGCGGCCAAGCAGGUGCAGUUCGACCCCGAGAGCCCCGAGACCAGCAAGGAAGUGAGUGCCCUGGAGUGUGAAAUCCAGCUGCUGAAGAACCUCCAGCACGAGCGCAUUGUGCAGUAUUACGGCUGCUUGAGGGACCGAGCAGAGAAGACCUUGACCAUCUUCAUGGAGUACAUGCCAGGGGGCUCAGUGAAGGACCAGCUGAAGGCGUACGGGGCGCUCACCGAGAACGUCACGCGCAGAUACACGCGGCAGAUCCUCGAGGGCGUCUCCUACCUGCACAGCAACAUGAUCGUGCACAGGGACAUCAAGGGUGCCAACAUCCUGCGUGACUCUGCAGGGAACGUGAAGCUGGGGGACUUUGGGGCCAGCAAGAGGCUGCAGACCAUCUGCAUGUCGGGGACAGGGAUCCGCUCGGUCACGGGCACCCCGUACUGGAUGAGCCCCGAGGUGAUCAGCGGGGAAGGCUACGGCAGGAAGGCGGACGUGUGGAGCCUGGGCUGCACCGUGGUGGAGAUGCUGACCGAGAAGCCCCCCUGGGCGGAGUACGAGGCCAUGGCCGCCAUCUUCAAGAUCGCCACGCAGCCCACGAACCCGCAGCUGCCCUCGCACAUCUCGGAGCACGGCCGGGACUUCCUGAGGCAGAUCUUUGUGGAAGCCAGGCACAGACCCUCUGCUGAGGAGCUGCUCAGACACCACUUUGCACAGCUCCAGUACUGAGUUACCUCCGUGCUCGCGGCUCUGCCGGCCUGGCCGCGCCCUGGCCCGUCUGAGUGCGGCUGCCCCUCGUGCUGCUGCGCCCUCGAAGGGCAGCUCAGCCAGCCCGGGCCUUUGGGAGCUUCUGCCGGGGAGCCUGGGCUCUGCUCUCGUGCCUGAUUCCUCUCUUUGCUGGGCUGCUGCUCCUGCUGCCUCCCCGGGCUGCCUGGAUGUGUGUGUUCUCUGCAGGAGUGGGAUCCUGGCUGGAGUCUUCGCUGCCUGAGCGCGGGAGACCUCUGAGCCCAAGUGGGAGCUGGGAGAGCUCCCCCCUUCAGCAGAACAGGAGCGUGCAGAGCCCCCAGAGCAGCUCUGCCUGUGGCAGCCCCUGGUUCUCCCCUCCUGGGGCUCCGGAGGCGCCUCCAGUCCCUGGAUCCAGCAGAAAGCCAUGGAGCGUGCUCUCACUAGAGAUGGGGUCUUUUUCCUCUUGAGUAUUCAGCAUCUGAAGGUGUUCAGAAAAUACUGAUUCAAAAGUAUGUGAAUAGUGUUAUUUUAUAAUGACCCCAUGGAUUUGGGGCUGGGGGUGAGGAAGGUCCUUCCAGCCAAAUGUCAGGGGAAUCAGACAGGUCUCAGCAGAAUGCAGUCACCCCAGGGCCUGGGGGAAGGGCUCUCCCAGUGCUGGUGGGAAAUCCAGAGCUGAUUUCCAAGGUUUGAUCUGGCCCAGCAUUAGGACAGUGUUGGUUCGUGUCAUACCAAACAAAUCUGUGCUCCUGCUUCCUCUGGGGCUGCUGGGUCCAAACAAAACCCCCGGAAGGGAAUUCAGUGGAAUUCGGCUUCCUCCUGCGUCUGUCUCUUUGGCUGGUAACAUUUUACCAUCCUUUUAACCAAAGAUAGUCCUCUGGUGCCCAGGAAUUUACUCAGAGUUUCUUUAAGCACAUGGCCUAGUGGAAAAUUGAGGAUUUCUUGGGGAGAAUUACCUGGACACUCAUUCUUGCUGUGCAGAGGAAGCUCAGCCCUUUGCUGUGAGUUGUUGAAUUACAGGUGUGCAAGUGAUCAUUUCAGAGUUCCAGUAAAAUGU